UUCUUUUACAGGGCAUCAGUAUUAUUUUUAACGUCGCACUCGGAUUAUUAAAAACCACCAGGGAGGACUUGCUGCUGACGGACUUCGAGGGGGCUCUGAAAUUCUUCCGAGUGCAGCUGCCCAAGAGGUAUCGCUCGGAGGAGAACGCCAAGAAACUGAUGGAGUUGGCAUGUAGCAUGAAGAUUAGCCAAAAGAAGUUGAAGAAAUACGAGCGAGAAUAUCAUACGAUGCGGGAGCAACAGGCUCAGCAGGAGGAUCCCAUUGAAAGGUUUGAGAGAGAAAACCGACGCUUGCAAGAAGCCAACAUGAGGCUGGAGCAGGAGAACGACGACUUGGCCCACGAGCUGGUGACCAGCAAGAUCGCCCUGCGGAAGGACUUGGACAACGCGGAAGAGAAAGCCGAUGCGCUGAACAAGGAGCUCCUGAUGACCAAGCAGAAGCUGAUAGACGCCGAGGAUGAAAAGAGAAGGCUGGAGGAGGAAUCGGCUCAGCUGAAGGAGAUGUGUCGGAGGGAACUGGACAAGGCCGAGUCCGAGAUUAAGAAAAACAGCUCGAUCAUUGGAGACUACAAGCAGAUCUGCUCCCAACUGAGCGAGAGGCUGGAGAAGCAGCAGAUAGCCAAUAAAGCUGAAAUUGAGAAAAUCCGGCAUAAAGUCGACGACUGCGAACACUGCCGGGAGUUUUUCAACAAAGAAGGGCGGUUGAAGGUGGCCAGCAUCGCCCGGGAGGGCUCCGACGAAGACACCGACGAGGAGAAGGAGGUGCUGAAGAACCAGUUACGAGAAAUGGAGCUGGAACUGGCUCAGACCAAGUUGCAACUGGUGGAAGCCGAAUGCAAAAUCCAGGACCUGGAACACGACCUGGGACAGGCGCUGAACGAGGUGCAGGCCUCGCGCAAAACCUGGUUCAACCGAACGCUGAGCUCUAUAAAGACAGUGACCGGCGUCCAAGGGAAAGAGACGUGCUGAAGAAGCUGGGUAGCAACCUCGGAGGGCUCCCGGGGGGCCUCCCGAUAUACCUUCUGCCUUCCAGAGCUUGUCUUGGCCGACCGACCGCGGGCAAGAGAGGACCAGAUGUACAUAGGACUCCCGAAACACACCGCACGGCGGCGGGUUUCCCCCCCCCCCCACAGGCCGGACACCCAAGCCAGACACGCGGCUUAUAACGAGAUGAGGGAUCUUCAUACUACUGAUUAUUUAACCGGGGGGAGGGGGGUGUUGUAGCUGUAGACCGAUGCUUUUUCCCCCCCUUUCUUUUUCCAGAGGAAAACGAUGCUCUGCUCCCUUCCGCAGUCCGUUUGGAGGCGCUAGGUACGAAGAAUUGACCGCCUUCUUCUAACAUAACCGAGUUUACAAGCGAGUGCUUCCCUCCCCCCCCUUGGGUUUUAUUUUUACAGUUAUAACUUUUUUAAAAGGUUCCAUUUGAGAGGAAGAAAUGGGAAACCAAAACCGCCAACCCUCCAGCGUUCUUUUAACAAAAAAAGUCGCAACUCUUCUCGCCCAAGAGCGUGCGCAUGCGCGCGAGAGAGAGGAAGCGAAAGGUUUCCCCACUCCUUCCAAGUAGGGGGGCUUGCAUGGUUUAACUUUUCAGAAACGGGACUCACACGCCCCGCUCCCCAAUGUUUGUGUGUGUGUGUGUGUGCGUGUCCCGUCCUGCCCCCCCACCUGGUCUCUUUCUCAUCUGUCCAGCGCUUAGUUCUCCAUCAUGAAAUAACUUCUAUGCAACUCAGCGGGAUUUGGGGUGUCCUAAGGCAACCGCUUCCCCCCCGUCUUCCCCCCGGGGAAGACCUCCUGUUCCUGAACGAAAGUUGAGAUUCGACGACUCCGUUUCAUCAGGGUCCGUUUUAUACAUAACGCAGGUGCGCGGCUCGUGUUGUGUGAGCUUACAACCCAGCCACCCCGCCUUCCUCGAGCUUCCUCUGGGCUCCACUUCGCUCCCGAGAAAGUCGGGGAAGGUGGAAAGCCGCCUCUCCUUUGCCGUUUCGGAUUUGGUUUGGCCCCCGGUGCAUCCACUCCAAAAUGGUUGCUCGGCUCUUGACACGAGAAUCAUUGACCUCCAUUUUGCUUUUAUCUCCGUUUUUUGGGGGGUGAGUUUUUUUCCUGCCUGCAAGAAAGCAGGUUGGGAGCGAGAUACAAACGGCCUGGGAAACAAGCUUCCUUUUUGACCACUGUUGCUGCUGCUGCUGCUAAACUCACCUUCUGCCCUGACUCGUUUGAGGGCCGGGCUUCACGUUCCCCCUUCCCCAUCAAACACUCCCCAAUUUUUGUAACUACACACACAAGUAGGUGAUAACGCUACUUUUAAGGUUUCGAGGGGCAUAGAGCAGGGCUCUCCAUCCUCGGCAACUGUUGUUUCAAAAACUUGUGGACUUGCAACUCCCAGAAUUAAUCCUUGGCUGAGGAAUUCUGAGGAGUUUGAAUUGAACAAGUCUUAAAAAAGCUGCCAAGGGUUGGAGCAUCCAAACCUCGCACCAGAAAAGCUGAAGAAUGAAUUUGUUUUCCUUUUUUUUUUUCUUCUUCUUUCGUUGGCACCUUUUUAUUUAUACCGAUUUAUAUCCUAUGCUGAAGAGUAGCUGGGUUGUUUUGUUUUUAAAUCCGCAGAUGAACUUAACCGUGUGCAGUGUGUGAGUGUAGGCCGGUAACCCCCUCCGAGGCACUGUUUGUAUAUAAAGAUAAUUUUUAUUUCCGAGCUCUUUUCUUUUUCCUCCUCCUCUUUGACCAGACCUAACGCUAGCUUGACGCAAACUGAGAUCAAGAGGUGAAGCCAUCUCCCCCACUGAGCGCUCACGAUUUCUCUCCCUUUAAAACUGUAUACAUGAGUAUCUUUCUUGUUUAAUAAUAACGAGGACAAAAAACAAAGCCAACCUUACAAUAUUACUGUAACUCCAUUGAUAAUAAA
Notechis scutatus (mainland tiger snake) is the source of this 2898-nucleotide messenger RNA. NCBI's taxonomy places the organism in Eukaryota, Metazoa, Chordata, Lepidosauria, Squamata, Elapidae. The record is from RefSeq and is a predicted model, not a curated record.